Zerene cesonia (dogface butterfly) is the source of this 1184-nucleotide messenger RNA. Its product is annotated as aldo-keto reductase family 1 member A1-like. Gene Ontology annotation, cellular component: cytosol. NCBI's taxonomy places the organism in Eukaryota, Metazoa, Arthropoda, Insecta, Lepidoptera, Pieridae. Bases 126 to 1100 code for a protein of 324 amino acids. The record is from RefSeq and is a predicted model, not a curated record. The transcript is spliced from 6 exons. Gene Ontology annotation, molecular function: aldose reductase (NADPH) activity.
CGCUCAAAUUACUCCUCCCACAGAGACUCCGCCGGGCGUCCAACGGCACUACACGUCUUUCUAGUUAUAUUGUAACUGUUUAAAUACCAAAGCUAAUUAUUUGUUAUUCAGUCUAUUCACAAAUCAUGUCGGUACCAGAAUAUUUUGUGCUCGAUAAUGAAGAUCGUAUGCCCAGAAUCGGUUUUGGAACCUGGCAAACAUCAGAUGAUGUGCUGGAAAAAGCAGUUGAUGCAGCGCUGAAAGCAGGUUACAAACAUAUCGAUACGGCAAGGGCUUAUGAAAAUGAAGCGACUCUAGGCAAAGCACUAAAGCGCUGGAUUGGAGAUGACGAGGAUAAAAGAAAAGAACUUUUCAUAGUCAGCAAGCUGCCCCCCGGAGGAAAUCGACCGGAACUUGUUGAAGAGUACUUUCAGGCCUCAUAUAAUGAUUUGGGACUAAAAUACAUUGACAUGUAUCUUAUGCAUGUCCCGUUUUCUUUUGAACACGUUCCCGGAGAUCUGCACCCUAAAAACCCAGAUGGAUCUAUGAAGGUUGACCUCACGACAGAUAUUGUCAGUACUUGGAAGGCGAUGCAAAAGUUAAAAGAUUCCGGUAAGGUCCGCCAUCUGGGCGUGUCUAAUAUGAAUGAAGAACAAUUAAAACGCUUAUGUGAAAUAGCAAAACCGGAAUGUCUUCAAGUGGAGGUGCAUAUUUUAUGCCAACAAAAACCACUCAUAGCUGCGGCCAGUAGCUUGGGAAUACCUAUUGUAGCUUACUCACCAUUAGGCUCGAAAGCUCUUGCUGAUAUGCUGUCUACCAAAACUGGGCGGGAGUACCCGAGUCAACUCGACUUGCCGGCAGUUAAAGAAAUAGCCGAGAAACAUGGUCGCACUCCAGCCCAGAUUUUAUUGAGAUACCUAUUACAGCAUGGUGUGGCAGCCAUUCCUAAAAGCACAGACCCUACAAGGAUACAACAGAAUAUCAAUGUAUGGGACUUUGAGCUUAAUGAGGCAGAGUUUAAUGAGUUAAGAAGCUUGGAUCAGGGAGAAAACGGGCGCAUCUGUGACUUCUCUUUCUUUCGCGGUGUAGAGAAACAUCCGGAAUUCCCUUUUAAAAAAUAACUUCAGUAUGCAAUAAGUAUGCACAUGGAAUGUUAUAUUUAAUUUUACAAUUUUUCCCUAUUAAAUAUCAUCCAAACACACACA